This is a messenger RNA of Rotaria sp. Silwood1, 1178 nucleotides long. NCBI's taxonomy places the organism in Eukaryota, Metazoa, Rotifera, Eurotatoria, Philodinida, Philodinidae. The record is from the annotation of a GenBank genome assembly.
AUGUACAUCGACGAAGAUCAAUGGUUCGGAACAUUGACAGGUUUAAAAUCAGGUCUUCUUCUUUCACCAAUCGCAAUAAUAAAGCAAAACAACAGUCACUAUCUAUGUCGAAAAUUAAUCGUUCCCUUUGGACAAGUUCAAGCAAUCAAGAAAUCGAAUGACGAUCAUCAAACUGUGACUAUAGAACGAAAAUCAUCAUCAACAUCAUUUAUUCAUGAAUAUUUUGUUUUUAUUUUGAAUGAUCGAUUACGUAUUCUUCAACCAACUGAUAGUCCAACAGGUUGGCUCUAUUUAGCAUUGUUACAUGCAAUGACAUCGCAUUCUUUACCCGACCAAUACAUGGGAAUGACUGGUAUGGAACGUUGUUUUCAAUUGUUGCAUUCAGCAGGCUGUUGGUCUGCUCAACCUUAUGAUUCAAUUACACGAAAUAUUCUUCUUCAAAUUGCAACUAUUUCACCCAAAGUUAAUUUUUAUCCAGAGCAUCUAACUUGUAUGAUAAAAAUCGAUUGGAACGAGAAUAGUUUACCGUACUCAAUGCAACAUUUCGGUUAUUAUUUGAUAGUAAAGAAAUUAGUUGAGACAAGUGAAGAAUGGAAUUUCAUGUAUCCAUCAUCCAUCUCUAAUGAUGAAAUACAAAAAUUCUUUCAAAGCAAAAAAUAUAAUGAAAAAUUAUUGGCUAAACUCUAUUGGGACUAUCGAGAUUCGUACAACCCUACAGCUCGACUAUCUGCACAGAUGGAAAAAGAGAUUUGUUGCACAAAUUCGACAAAAUCAUAUCAACCAGUAUGGAACAGUUGUUCAUAUUCAACGAACUACAGUCCUCUUCGCCUUUUAGAUCAUUUAUAUGAUAGUGGAGAUGUAAAUUUGAAAGAUAGCGAAGAACUCAGAUGUUUUCCUUUAUCUCGAUGGCUUAAAGAUGAAUAUGAACUUAAAAAUAUUUGGAUUGGUUUGUUUAAAUUAGCCGAACAGCUCAAGACGGUCGAAAGUGAUCAUAAAAAAGAUGAUAUUGAGCGAUUUGAAAUGUUACUAGACUUUCUGCAUUAUAUUUCUAGUAAAUGUUCGAGCGAACCAUUUUAUUUGCAAAUGCUUAAAUCCAUAUUGAAAGCACCAACUUUACCAUUGGGAUCUAUCUCAUACCCUGAAUUUACUCGAUACGAACAUAUUCAGGAAAUUACAUU